This is a messenger RNA of Trichechus manatus latirostris (Florida manatee), 921 nucleotides long. RefSeq names its product olfactory receptor 1N1-like. Gene Ontology annotation, biological process: G protein-coupled receptor signaling pathway. NCBI's taxonomy places the organism in Eukaryota, Metazoa, Chordata, Mammalia, Sirenia, Trichechidae. The coding region runs from base 91 to 921 and encodes 276 amino acids. The record is from RefSeq and is a predicted model, not a curated record. Gene Ontology annotation, molecular function: olfactory receptor activity; G protein-coupled receptor activity. The transcript has a single exon. Gene Ontology annotation, cellular component: plasma membrane.
AGAAACCAAACCAGAAUCUCUGACUUCUUCCUUGUGGGCUUCUCUGAGCAGCUGGAGCAUCGAUCUCUCCUGUUUGGGCUCUUCCUGGGCAUGUACCUGGUCACCAUGUUGGGGAACCUUCUCAUCAUCUUGGCCAUCAGUUCUGACCCUCAUCUCCACACUCCCAGGUACUUCUUCUUGGCCAACCUGUCCUUCAUUGAUACUUGCUUCACCUGCACCAUUGUCCCCAAGGUGCUAGUGAACAUCCAGACACAGCAUUACACCAUCUCCUACACUGGAUGCCUGAUGCAGAUGUACUUCUUCAUGGCAUUUGCCCUGCUGGAUGACUUUCUGUUGGCCGUGAUGGCAUAUGACCACUACGUGGCCAUCUGCCUUCCUCUCCACUACACCACGAUCAUGCGACCACAAUGCUGCCUCCUGCUGGUAGCUACAUCCUGGCUCUGCUCUCACUUCCUGGCCUUCUCACUUAUUCUCCUGAUGUCUCGGUUCUCCUUCUGUGCCUCCCAUUCCAUCUCACACUUUUUCUGUGAUCUUCUCCCGCUCCUCAAGCUUGCCUGUUCUGACACCCAUAUCUUUCAGGUUAUGAUGUUCAUUGAAGCAGCCCUCUCAGGUGUGGUGCCUCUUACCUGUGUUCUGACAUCGUAUGUCCACAUCAUCCACACCAUCUUCAGGGUUCCCUCUGCUGGGGGGAAGCAAAAAGUCUUCUCUACCUGUGGCCCUCAUUCCCUCUUCUAUGCAACCGUCUUUCUGGUCUAUUUUCAGCCAUCAUCCUCCUACUCACCAAAUACUGGAAUAGUGGCAUCUGUGAUAUACACGAUGGUCACCCCCAUGUUGAAUCCCUUUAUCUACAGCCUGAGGAACAAGGACAUGAAGAGAGCUUUAUGGAGACUCUUUGGCUGUGGAAAAUGCUCUACUCCAUAA